AUGAACAUCAUUAAUAACAACAAUAACAACAACAACAUUAUCAUUUCUCGUACCAACGGUUCCCAGGCCUGCGCGGCUUGCAAGUACCAACGCCGAAAGUGCGCCUCCGAUUGCAUACUCGCCCCCUAUUUCCCCCACGACCGCCAGCGCCAAUUCCUCAACGCCCACAAGCUUUUCGGUGUUAGCAACAUUACCAAAAUCAUCCGCCACCUCACCCCGCCGGAAAAGGACGAGGCCAUGCGGACCAUCAUUUAUGAAUCCGACAUGAGAGCCAUUGAUCCCGUCGGCGGUUGUUACCGGAUUAUCCGGCAACUCCAGCGCCAGAUCGAGCAGAGCCAAGCCGAGCUCGACGUCGUUCUCCACCACCUCGCCUAUUGCCGCGCCCAGGCCGCCGGAGAUUCCGUUUCUUUACCGCCCAACAACGUUAACACUCACCGUGACGUCAUCGAUCAGACCGCUGCUGACGUCGUUGUUGUCAACAAUAAUUUUGGGGCGUUAAGGGAGGAAUGGUACGAUUACGAACAACAACCUUCUAACGUUAACGUUAAUGUUAACGUUAAUAAUGGGUAUCCUCAUCCUCAUCACUAUCCCCAUUACAAUCAGCCGCAAUUCUUGGUCGUCCAGAACAACGGCGGCGAUCACCGCGAUGAUUACCACCACCACCCCGUGGUGGACCAGACCAACGUAGCUGCUGCAUGGGAAAUGCAUGCACGGGAUUCCAAGCCGCCACCGCCGCCGUCUUCCGUCGUGGUUCCGGCCAGCCAACUUUCUCAGGAUACCGAUAAUGCCUGUGAUAGCAUCAAACCAAUUCUUGAUUUGUCAGGUUACGUAGAAGACCUCAAUUUCGGCCCCGAGGAAACCCUUGAAGAAAGUGAAGAGGUUCUUGUAAAGGAGCAAGACAAAACUGCUGCAUUGAACGAAGAGGAAGAAAGUCUUUCCAACAUGCUCAAGAUCAUGAUCUAA
Messenger RNA from Ipomoea triloba (trilobed morning glory), 963 nucleotides. Its product is annotated as LOB domain-containing protein 22. The transcript has 2 exons. The coding region runs from base 1 to 963 and encodes 320 amino acids. The record is from RefSeq and is a predicted model, not a curated record. NCBI's taxonomy places the organism in Eukaryota, Viridiplantae, Streptophyta, Magnoliopsida, Solanales, Convolvulaceae.